UGCUUCUCAUCUUUUUAGAGACGGAACAGACUGCAAAAGAUCUUAAGAACCAACCGGCGACGAGUUAUCGGCGGCGGAAGAACACCCUUCCGAUACACCUGAUUUGGUUGCUUUUGAGGCGUAAACCUCCGCUUUCAACAGUGAAGAUGUUACCACAAAGGAUGAAGAAGGCUGUUACAGAUAACCCAAAGAAACUUGCAACGUUGAUCGAUCUUGUUAACUUGCCUUCAACACUUCGAGAGUUUGUUGGACAGUCCCAAAGUUCUCGACUAGGUUGUUUUCGACGUGUUUGGUCACACAUAAAAGACAACAACCUUCAGGAUCCAAAAAACAAGAACAUAAUCAAUUGUGAUGAAAAACUGAAGAGCAUUCUAUUGGGCAAAACUCAGGUGGAGCUGGCUGAACUUCCUAUGUUGAUAAAGCUGCAUUUUCCCAAGGCCCAAAACUGAUUUGAAUAACUGGUCAUCUUAAUGAAUAAUACAUCAAAAUGUAACGAAACUUAUUGUUGUUUUUUAUUUACUGCAACCAUGAUACGUUUUUGGGGGAAUAGUACAACAAACGUUCAAUUCUU
Messenger RNA from Cynara cardunculus var. scolymus (artichoke), 571 nucleotides. RefSeq names its product upstream activation factor subunit UAF30. Bases 147 to 449 code for a protein of 100 amino acids. Gene Ontology annotation, cellular component: nucleus. Lineage: Eukaryota; Viridiplantae; Streptophyta; Magnoliopsida; Asterales; Asteraceae. The transcript has 3 exons. The record is from RefSeq and is a predicted model, not a curated record.